Messenger RNA from Salmo salar (Atlantic salmon), 2967 nucleotides. RefSeq names its product Para-nitrobenzyl esterase. The record is from RefSeq and is marked provisional. NCBI's taxonomy places the organism in Eukaryota, Metazoa, Chordata, Actinopteri, Salmoniformes, Salmonidae.
CACAGUAGCUGCGUCAAAAGUUGUUUUUGAACAACUGGAUUGAAUAUUAGUCAAGAUGAAUGAGGACGUGUUUGAGGUCCCUGAGGGGACAGAGUACCGUUAUCUGGUACAAGAGGAAGGAGAGGAGGAGGUGCAGUAUGUGCGUCGCAGACACUACGUCAGCCCAUUCCUGGUCCUGUCCAGACGCUGCAUCUUCCUCGUCUGCCUGGGAGUGCUAUCCCUGCUCACCUUGGCUGGGUACCUGGCCUACGUGGCCCAGACUCUGCCCCCUGGCUCUGCCCAGGUCACUACUGACUGUGGAGAGUUCCAGGGGAGACAGAGGAAUGGGGCCUACUCGUUCAAGGGCCUCCCCUACGCUGCUCCCCCCAUUGGGGAACGUCGCUGGGCCCCGCCAGCCAAACCCUGGUGUGGGAACGGGGUGGGGGAUGCCACCCGCUUCCGCAGCAAGUGUCCCCAGGUGCAGCCGCUCUCCGACACGGGGAAGGUGAUGGGCCAGGAGAGCUGCCUCUUCCUGAACGUGUGGACCCCCACCCUGUGCCCCGACGCUGCCCUACCUGUCAUGGUCUGGAUCCAUGGGGGCUACCUUCACAUGCUUAGUGGAGGAGAGGAGGGCUACUCGCCCACAGAGGAGCUGGCAGCCCAGACAGGGAUGGUCUAUGUCAGCUUUAACUACAGGCUCAACGCAUUUGGGUUCAUGGCCCUGGAGCUACUGAGGGAGGGCUCCCCCACCAAUACCUCUGGAAACUAUGGCUUCAUGGACCAGAUCGCUGCUCUGCAGUGGGUCCAGAGGAACAUCAAGGUGUUUGGAGGAGACCCCAGUAAAGUCACCAUAUUUGGUCAAAGCUCAGGUGGGACGUCGGUGUGGACUCUGAUGAUGUCUCCGCUGGCAAAGGGUCUGUUUCGUGCAGCGGUGGAUAUGAGCGGCUCCUAUGAGUAUAACGCAUCACUGGAGAAGGCAGAGGCAGACAACCUGCUAUUCCUGAACAAGACUGGCUGCAAUGACCUGGCCUGCCUCCGGAAGCUCUCCACCACACUGAUACUACGGGCCAUCCCAUGGAAGGAGUACCCGUCGUGGGGGGCAGAUGAUCUGAUGGACCUGCCCACUAAGGACAGCUUCGUGGGUCCCGUAGCAGUGGUGGACGGGCAUGUCCUCCCAGCCCCUCCCUUUGAGAUGUGGGAGAAAGGAGGAGUCUUCAACGAUGUUCCAUUCCUCAUAGGGACCACUGAGCAGGAGACUGACUUUUUCCCACCGUAUGAGAAUAUCUCCAUGUGGACAUGGGGAGACUACGGGUGGUUUGUGACAGAUAAACUGAGCCCCUUCAGCGAGGGUCUUCCUAAGGAGGCGUUGGAUCUGUACCCAAGCUCGGCCCUGUGCCCCACUCCUGACCGCUGCCCAGAGAGGGCCUACACCACGAUGGUGUCGGACAUGAGGGUCACCUGCCCAAACAAUGACCUGGCCAAGAGGGCUGCAGCGGCCCUCCACAGUCCUGUGUAUCGGUACGUGGUGACACACACUCCAUCUCGUGCCGUCAACUCCUCAGAGGGUCUGUGGUCGUUCCCCAGCCGGUUCUCUUUCCACGGCCUGGACUCUUUCGCCUUCUUCGGGGGUCUAGAGAAACUGUUGGGGGGACCGCUCUCCGCCCAGGACACUGCCUUCCAGAAGCUCCUCACAGAGCACCUCGUCCACUUCGCUAAGGAGGGUAAGAUGCCGGAGCAGUGGUCAGAGUACCCAGCAGCCACUGCUCUCCUGAACCAUACCCUCUCUGUGGUCCAUGAUUACUCUGCUGAGCGCUGCCAACUGUGGGAGAAGAACGGCUUCUACCCCUACGCCUGGGUCAACUGACCCCUCACCCAUAACUCCUACUGCACAGGACUGAAUCCUACACCUGGGUCACCUAGGUUACAGUAUCUACCCCUAGAACGAUUGAACAACUGUCUAGAACAAUGGGAACAUGUGAAGAAAGAUGGAAACCAUGAAGACCAAAAUUAAGGAUGUUAGUACUGAAUCUGUUCUGUGACUGUGGUGAAAUGUAGAUGCAUUGUGGGAGUUUUGGUGUGUACAGUAUUUUGCCUUUAGGUUUGUUCAAGGAUAAAGUAUCAGAUUUAGAGAAAAGGGAAGAAUAUGUUGGUAUGCAAGAAGAUAAUGGUAAUUUUUAUAUUUCUGCUCUGUUUUGUGGUAGAGAUGACUGUGAGAAUGUUGAAAGAGGAGACAUUAUUGUGAUGUGUUAUCAUUAUUGAUACUUUUAGCUACCGUUACUUGCACUAAGAUUUUAAAUGUAGAUGCAUACUCUUUACUUUUUAUGGAAAUCUGUUGUGUAUAUGUCGUACAUGUAUGCAAUGAGGAAACAUUUAUUAUCAAGGGCUUUUAUGCUGUAGCCUAUGUUAUGUUUCUCUAUUCUUCUUUUUCCAUAAUGUGUCUCUGUGUGGUGGAUAUUCAACCAGACAGAAACAGCUAGGAAGCUUUUUCUGCACGCAUAGACUGUGUCACCACCGAAUCAUCUUCGUUCGACUUGACAACACACCGUUUUUUUUCCUACUCCAAGCCUCAUUAACUCAACGUAACACACUCUGUCUUUUCUUCAGCAUCUCCGACAGCCCCGACUUCAUUGGGAACAAGGGAUGGUGCGCUUGUUCUUUAUGUGUGAAGAGAGCGAUGAAAGCCUGUGGAUGACAGAGAGAGCACAUGGAAGUGUUUACUUGUGUAAUUAGUGUUUAGAGUUGCUCCAAUCAAAAGCUCUCGUGCUCUGUCUUUUCUCCUGUCAAACAGACAGGGAGUUAUAUCUGUUGCUGUCUUAUUGAUCAUUUCUACUUUUGUUCCACUAUGUGCGCUAUGAUAGGCACUUAUUUCAACGUUACAUUUUUCUUAGUUUUUUUACUCAGGUAAUCUGUUUUAUAAUGCCAUGACCUAAAAUUACAGGUCAUUCACACGCACUAUUACAAAUAAUAAAACACACAAAGAAUUAAGGA